CCCGGCGAGGCGAGGCGAGGCGAGGCGGGGAGGCGGCGGGAAUUGGAGGAGCGGCGCGGGCUGGAGGGAGCGGCGAGGUGUCCGGCGGUGGAAGCUUUCAGAUGAAACCCUGGAAAUCCCAUGCAGAAACAACGCUGAGGAAGGUUAUGGUUCCCAAAGUCAGACUCUCUGCUCCGAAAAUCGUAGGACCACAAGGCAGGAAGGGAGACGAGGGGUUUCUCUGCCGUCAGAACGGCGUCGCCUGUGCGUGCUGCCUCUCUCAGGCCUCGAGUCCUUGCACCUGGCUAAAAGUACCUGAAUGAACUGACCAAGAAGAGGGACCAUCGCAAACCUCCCAUUCAAAGCAGGACUUCACCUGUCUGUUUUCUCCUCCUGAAAUGGCUUGCAGAAGUUACCAAUGCACUGCAAACACGAAACUGAGAGAUGAAUGCCUUCAAGCAAAAUACCUCCUAUCUGCUCUGAGACACAGGGUACCUAAUGUGACUACCCACGUCAGCAUUCAGUUCUCCUGAGGAGUAAGGACUGAGCCUGUCACAGGCUCUUGCAGCUGGGCCCCUGCCAAGAGUGGCAAAUCUGGGUGGAGAGACGCCACUGAGGAUAACGGCUGCAGAGUGAAGCCAGCCCAUGCUCGACUGCGAUCCAGGGCUCUGCAGCGUGCCUGCUCUGAUGUCUAAUACGGCUUUGGGGCAGGCACUCUUAACCAUGGACAUUUAUGUACUGAAGCUUGGCAUGCCUUUGUUGUAGGACAUGAGUCUUUGAAUUGCCAACUUUUCAACAAGCUAUAAAAUGUGUGUGAGAAGAUAAGAGCCAAGGAGCCUACGCUUCUUACGAAAGCUUGUGGUCUGCAAGAUGCUCAUCAUGCUCUGCAUAAUUGACCAGCUUGUUGGAAGAUGAUGUUUAUUCCUGCUUGAAGCUGCCAUUCUGAAAACAAACAGCAGAAGAAUGUGGAAGAAUUCAAGCCUUCACUGUGUUUUAGCACUAGCUAUUUUAUGUUUAACAAGCUUAAUAUGUAGUCAAGAGAUAGGCUCUCCUGGGGAACCGCAGAAUUUGAAAUGUAUAAUGCACAAUUUACACAAAAUGAUCUGCACUUGGGAUGUCUCUUCCAAAGGAAGAUACGGACAAACUGAUUUCUGUUAUGCCACCAGUGACCUCCCCCUUCCAGUGUGUAUUAAAACUAGAGAGAGAAGAGUAGAGAUUCCAGUCUCGGAGAGCUCCAUCACCGUGACAAUAACCACAAACAGCAUUUAUGAAGCUGCUUUUGCCACCAAAAAAUUUGCAAUUCACAAGAAAGACAUCUCAUUUGUUCCGCUCCCUCCACGCAUCCUUAGUUUAACUCCUGACUUUUCAACUUCCACAUUAAAUCUGAAGUGGAGUGAUAAUGGAUCAGUCUUCCCAUAUGGAUUGGAUGCUUUUUGGCAGAUUGAGAUACUCCGUAAAGAAACAAUGGAAAAAGUAACACAAGUAACGUACCAUUCAAAACUGAUGCAUGAAAACAUCAUCCUUUCUUGGAACUGGACAUCGGACAUGCCUUUGGAGUGUACAACGCACUAUGCAAAGAUUCGCUGUUACAUUAAUAUCACGGACUUUGUGGGCCACAAGGAUUGGAGUGACUGGAGCCUGGUAGAAAAGGUUCCUGGAAAAGAUACGGAGCCCAAUGGGAGCGGGGUUUUUCCUCAGGACACUGUGGUGGCAGUAGGUUCAGAUGUGAUGAUUUGUUGUGUCCAUGAAGAAGGUCAACAGAUACAACAGAUGACUUACGGACCAGAAAUAUACCCACUGAUACAUCUGAGCAGUCGGAGCAGUGCAAUCAGGGUGCUAAAUGCCAGUGCUUCAGAUACCAGUGGGACAAAUGUAGUAUGUACGCUAUCCCAAGAUGAGAUGGAUGGAACUGUCUUGUUUGUAGGAUAUGCCCCUGAUACUCCCCAAAACCUCAGCUGUGAAACAUCCAACUUUCUGAUAAUAAAAUGUACCUGGAAACCAGGCAGACCCAGUGGACUAUAUGGAAAACGAAGAACGAAGUACAGUUUAUUGGAAAGAAUAUCUGGUAAAAACGUUUCCUGUGAAGUAAAUGAAAUGAACAGAGAGCGUGUCUGUGGCUUCCCAGUGCUGCCUGAUCAAAAAACCUACAUUUUCACAUUAGGCGUCUCCAAUCCUAUUGGGCAAACGGAGUCCUCACUUUUGGUUGAUUUAACUCAGAGAGUUCAUCCAAAAACUCCAGAAAAGUUAACUGUUUCUGGGAACAGUUCUACAAAUGUCCAUCUGCGUUGGUAUAUAAAUGGCAGCUUUACUGAGAUCCGGCUUCUGUGUCAAAUUGAAAUUAGCAGCGGUCACUCUGAGCAAAAACUGCACAACGUCUCCAUGCCUGGUGGAAAAUUCUCGACUUACACAGCUCAGCUGAGUGCACUGCACCCCUAUACCAAAUACCAGUUCAGGGUGCGCUGUUCAGCUGCUGAGCACUUCUGGAGAUGGAGUGAUUGGAGCAGGGUAGAGGAACACACAACGCUGGAAGCCCCUCCUGCAAGAGGACCAGAUGUCUGGAGAGAGAGAAGUCCUUCUGGAAGAAGUCUAAAAAUCUUUUGGAAGCCAUUGUCCCUUUCUGAAGCCAAUGGAAAAAUAGUGUCUCAUGAAGUGUCAUGCUACCUGCUAGAUACACCGCUGGAGUAUAAAGAAGUCACUGAACCCUCAAACAGUACUGAGAUAAAGCUUGGAAAAAACGAUUGUGUAAUUAGUGUUGUAGCCAAAAAUCACGCAGGCUCGUCUCCUCCUUCGAAGAUAACGAGCGUGGAACUGCCAAGCGACGAUGUCAGAACGGAGCGGGCCGUUGCGCUGGGGACCGGAAUUUAUAUUUCCUGGAAUUCUUACCCCAACGUGACCUGCGGCUACAUCGUAAAAUGGUGUCAUUCAUCCGGGUCUGAGCCCUGUAGUGUGGACUGGCAGAAAUUUCCUUCAAAUACAACAGAGGCAGUGAUAAAAUCUGCACUGUUUAGACCUGGCGUGCGAUACAACUUUUCACUAUAUGGCUGCAAAUCCAGUGGAUAUCAGUUACUGAAGAACAUAACUGGGUAUAUGAAAGAGCUGCCUCCAAAACGUGCACCAAACUUUACCGUAGAAGAAACAUCUUCAGAUUCAAUAUUGGUAAAAUGGGAAGACAUUCCUAUUGAGGAUUGUCAGGGGUUUCUAGAGGGAUAUCGGCUUUCCUUUGCAAAAGGUGAAAAAGAUGCUUUAAAGCCUAGGCUUUCAGAAUCAGGGAAUCCAGAACUUAAAGUUAAGAAUAUCACUGACUUAACAAAGAAGUCUUUGAGAAUACUUGAUCUUCAAGGCAAAACAAGCUACCAGCUGGAUCUACAAGCCUACACUGCUGGUGGGAUGAGCCCUCCAAAUAGCCUCUACGUGGUGACAAAGGAGGAUUCUGUGGGAUUAAUCAUUGCAAUCCUCAUCCCAGUGGCAGUGGUUGUUCUGCUUGGAGUAGCGGCCAGCAUCUUUUGCUACAGAAAGAGGGAAUGGAUUAAAGAAACAUUUUAUCCUGAGAUCCCAAAUCCUGAGAACAGCAAGGCACUGCAGUUUCAGAAGAACAUCUGCGAAGGGAAUAAGACACUUAAAACACUGGAAAUGAACCCUUGCACCCCCAAUAGUGUUGAAGUGGUGGAAACACAGUCUGCAGCUCCCAAGAUAGAAGACACAGAGAUGAUGUCCCCAGCUGCAGACACCACUGUGCCCGAGGAUGGCUGCGACUCAGAAAAUGAGAAUCACGUGGUUGUGUCCUACUGCCCCCCUAUCAUUGAAGAGGAGAUCUCAAAUGCCCCUAUGGAUGAACCUGUGGGGUCAUCUCAGGUGGUUUACAUUGACAUCCAAUCAAUGUAUCAGCCUCAAAUUAAAGCAGAGGAGGAGUCAGAAAUAGACUUAGUGACUACAGCAGGCUACAAGCCACAAAUGCAGCUGCCUAUCAGUGCUCUGAAAAUAGAGUCUCGCUUAGCUACAGAGGAAGAAUCAGAUAAAACUGCAGGUUACAGGCCUCAAGCAAACACAAAUGCCUGGAACAUGGACACUCCAGACUCACCCGGAUCAGUUGAAAGCAACAAUGAAAAUGCAUCUUUUGGUAGCCCGUGCUCCAUUAAUUCCCGACAGUUUUUGAUCCCCCCAAAGGAUGAUGAAGACUCUCCCAAACCCACUAACACAGGGUGGUCCUUUACACACUUUUUUCAGAACAAACCAAACGAUUAACAGUGAGUUCUCAUUGCACCUGAAGCUGCCUUCUAAAUAAGCUCUUAUUCCUGAUGUUGUAAAGAAAGGAGGAAGAUAAGUGCAAAAGGCAUGAAUAACUCUUGGAGACUGUCAGCAGAGGUUCAAGUGAGCUGAAUGUUACCAUGUUUAAGUUAGUGAAAGUGUUAAUGUUCCAUUUUAAUAGAGGCUAAAAGGCCAAAGUUAUAGCCAGUUAGUUAUUAUUCUAGUAAAAUAUAUUGGAUGUAAGGGGUAUUGAGUUUAGAUCUCCUGAUAAUCAUAGUCAAAGAACUCUGCCUACCUUCACAUAGUGUUCCAAGAUUAAUAUGGUCUCAUACAACUUAUAACUUAGAAAGAUUGCUUUGCUUUGUUGUAGUUGUUCUCAACUGUGCAUACUCAAAAGAUGUAGCCCAAACAGGUUUAUGAAUGGAAGGUUUAAUUUAUCACAGACCUCAGCCUAACGCAUAGAAACAGCAUGGUUGGAAACUCUUGAGAUCUUUCACCUACUCAUAAACUAAAAACAGAUCAAAGUGCUAUUUUUUUCUCCCGUAUGGAAGAGUAUCAUCACUGUUUAACACUUCUUAAGCAAUGGCCAUUCAUAUGUGUUGCUUUUUAACUAGACACUAGUUUCUGUACCUACUGUACAAUGUUUAUUCAAUGUUUGACUCAGGGGUACAAGCUUGGAAAAAAAGUGUAACACUGAUUUAAACCUCAGUGAGAACUGCGUCAAGUUGAAAACUUUUUUUUAAUCCUUAAAAUGCUCUAUAUUUUUUCUAUCCUUUGGUUAAGGAGUAAAUAUUUCCUAAUGUAUUGCACUAAUGCAUUUUGUAUUUUUAUAGCUUCAGCUCCAGAUCUCUUGUCUCCAAGUGGUACAAUAUUCCAUUCUCCCACAGUGUUCAUCAGUCUUUGGUUGUACUACACACCAAUGUCAGCCAUGGGGAAAUCUACAUUUACUAACGUUAGCUGACGAAACAGUUUAGCACCAGAAAUUAGGGAUAGUAAUAUUAGCUCCUUGAGAACAAAUUGCUCCUUGGAUUAUCUUUACUGUAUUAGCUUUGCCACCUGCUGCCUGGCUGUUCUCCACAGUAUCUACCCAGCGGGGCCCUCUCAACAAAUCCCCCCUGGGAGUGCUAGGUGGGAUUUUUCUGCUGGCAGGGAGAAACCCAAUGAGGUUUUGGUGUUGCUAAUUCUACCUCUCCUUUACCAGACAUGUAAUGCAAAGAUAGCUUAGAUGAUGUAAAUCUGUGUGCUUAAAGAAAUGUUCAGAACAAUCGUCUUUGAAAACUUUUGUUUUCACAUGCGCACCUCCAGGCAGCUCUGAUUGAUUGUAACAUUUCACUGUGUAAACUUCAGACUCUGGCGCACACAUAUAAGUUUCACUAGCUUGCACCAGAAAGUGCUUUCUAAUUUACCUGUUCCUUACUGUAAAACACAGUUGUGAGAGGUUGUACGUUAAGGCACUUGAUCAGAGAGGGUCUCUAUAAAGUCCUCAGUGAAUCUUUUUUUUUAGAUUUUGAUUUCUGUAACUAGUUUGUGGCUUUUUGAAUUAUAAGGUGAAGGAAUGGAUAAGAUCCUGAGACAGAUAGGGAGGCUGAAUUUGCUAAGCUAUUAGUUCUAAAGAAGUGAGAACAGACCAGGAAGAUGGCUAGCUUGGUAGACAUUUGGUCCACAAAACCACAUGAUCUGGCUGUCAAAAUAAAACCAAGCAUUGAGCUAAACUCAAUCACAGCAGUAGAUGGUGAAAUUUCAGAUAUUGGAAUGUCUGUGCCAUCUCCACAGAAAGAAAGAAUAGGGAGAUUUCAAAACUGAUGAAAAGUCAAAUAAGUAAAUAGCAUCCAAAUCCUCAUCAGUAGUAACUGCCCGUGUGCACCUUCUGGAAGUGUGAAAGCAGUAAAAAUAGAUCUGUCUACAGACCUGACAGAAUACAAGGUCUGUCUGAAAAAACAGAAAGUGCGGAUAAGAUUCAGUAUUCAAGGAUGAAUUUUGGAAUUAAGAGAGAUGCAAGUGAAAAGGCAGACAGACAGUGAGAAGAGCUGGCAUCCAUCAGUUACAAGACAUCACUGCAGGAGAAGGUUUCAUGCCUAAUUAUUACUGCCUGUUAUUCAGAACACUAGAUUAAUACAUAAAAGGAGGUAGUUCUGCUCCUGUGCGCUUGGUGGCUGGGAGGUGGCUAAAUCCAAAUAGGAAAGACCUGUUCCUUCGCUUCCAAAGCUCACAACACCUCACCGAGAGCAGAUUUCUUUUCAGUACUGCAAAGCUGCCUUAAUGUGUUUAGUACCUAAGGUGAAUUUUAGGCUGUGCUGCCAUAUGCUUUUAAUUAAAAGCAGAUGAUGUCAAGGAGACACUGCAUGGGUUGUGUGUGGGGUGGGGGGAGUUGUUUGUGUGUACGGUUUUCUUUUUCUUAUGGAGCAGUUUUUCAGUACAGAGAAGCAAUCACUGUUGUAUGAUGAUCCAAAUGACAAAAAACCCCUUUGUGUUGGAACAGCUGAUCUUGAGGAAUAACUAUGCUUUCUUAUGGCUGUGUAUAGCAAGAAGCAAAAUCAAACUGAAGUUUGAGCGUACUAGCAGGUUUUUUUAGCUCAUCAGACUGGAAGCCAGGGCAACUGCAGAGCAUGUACAGAGUGCGCAAAGAGUAGCCUGACACCCAUGCAAUGUUUCCGCAGAGGAUCACUUAACCUGAGCACACGUUGCUUGUAUUUUUCCUCUGUGCUGCCUUUCCUUUUCAGCAAAGGCAACAGCAUUUUAAAUUGGUAGAUUUCUUAGUGAUAAGCUGGAGAAAAGUUCCCCAAAUAUAGGGUCUGUCACAGUGUUAUCAAAGCGCUCCCAUCUAAUUAUCCAUCACUUUUUUUCCUUCGAUUAUCUAUUUUAAUUGAAUUAUUUCAAGGAUGUAGAACACAAGAGUCCUUUUAAUAGUAAUGGCUUACCACACCCAUAAUGUUUUAUCGGUAACACUAGAGCGGGGCAAAUAGAGGAGAGGCACCGGCUCGUGCAGCAUGUGCAGCACUCAGUGGUUGUGAACCAGCAGGCAGUUUUCAUCUGAGCAGCUGAAAGUUCAGUCACUUCAGCUCUGUGGUUUCCUUGGAGCCUGUUCAGUGCUCCAGGUGAGGACUCAUUCAAAUGCCUAUCUUAAAUCUUCAGCAGUGAGUCCAAAUAUGAGCUGGAUAGUGGCACUGAGAAGCAACUUCUCUUCCAUACCAAAUUUACUUUCAAAGCAUGGUGCUGUUUAGCUUCCAAAUGUAUAGAUAACAAUUAUAAGACUAAAGCUUUGGGCUUCAAAGGGGAUCAGACUCCUUGAACUGACGCCUUCAGAGUUCCUGGUGAGCCUCUUCCAUCAAGUCAGAUAGAGGCAGAAUUCCUCCCCCUCGUUUCUGAAAAAUAUCUUAAUAACUAGAAGUACUACAUUUCCUAACCAUCACUUUUUUGAAAGCGCUUAGUUCUGUAUUAAAUAUUUUUUGUUGUUUUAGUUCUUUUGUCUUUUUGUUUUUUUCUAAAGAGUGGGAAGUUCUGAUUUAAAAACAAAAAAUAAAAAAACAACUUCUAGAAGGGAUACAGACAGAAUGGAUUGUGUCCAAAACCACCAUUACUGUUAACUCAGUGUUUGAUCAGUGUUCAGAGAAGUAGGAUGUCAGGGUCAAGCAAUUACUUUCUGAAGCAAAUCAUCGAUGCUGCUGCUUUUUUUUUUUGAGCCAUGACUGUCAUAUGUGAUGACUGGGUUUGGUUUUUGUAAUGGGUUUUUAUACUGUUCACUUUAUGCACAGAACAUGGGUCACAUUUGAUGUAACAGCGGGCACUCUCCUGUUUGGUGUGUUCAUUAUUUUUGUUGUACUGACUGACAGGUGGGGGGAUCUGGGAUCUUGGGUUGUGUGUUAAAUACUGGGGUUGUAGAUAUGAAUAUGAUAUACCUCACAGAACUACUAGCUAAUAUAUCGUCAAAAAGAGUAAGCUAAUGUUGCAGGCAGGCAGUUAAUUAUCUCCCCUGCUAUGUGAUGGCUGCAUAUGCAGACUUAGGACCUAAUGACUGACAUUUCCUGUGGUAGCUGUCUUUAUUAUUUGUAGCUGCUACUUUCAUAGGUGAACCAUGUCCAAAGGGAACCAGUAGCUGUGUUGUCCAUCAAGGCACAAUUGGCAAAUGCAGCAUGUUUCUUCAUCUUUGCUUUAUGUGGGGGACCAGAGCUUUCCUUUGCUGGGAACGUGAAAGCAGGGAAUUCCUGCUGGACUAGAGUUUUAGGCUGCUCUGAAGAGGCACCUCCAAGCCUGUGUGUAUGUAUCUGUAAGUUCAACUGGGUGGAGUUGGAGCUUAGGGCUGUGGGGUUCCCUGUGAUGUUGUCCUUCUCCAUGACACUCAGUUGAAUGUGAAAAUUGCUUAUUGAGAAUAGUAGCAAAAAUGAAGACAAUUGGAUGCAUUGGAGGGAUAAGGUGUUUGGAGAUCACUGUUAAAAGGAAAUGACAAAUUGUGUGCUCUAUUUUUAGAGUUUAUUUCAUUGUAAAUAGAAUAUUUGUACCUAUAAGUAGAUGGAAACAUAGUAAAAGAAUUUGAAAUACUUAGAAAAAAUGUGAGUAAUAUUUGAUGAAUCAGAUUGCUAACAAGGCUCUGUGUACCAUAAAUUUGUCAAGAGCUUCCCAUGUAAAUAGCAUCCUCUGUUCCACCACAGACUUUGAUGGAGUCCUCAGUUCAAAUGGCAUUAAUAUUUUUAACACUAAGAAAGGUCCUAACUCCUUAUGCAAAUAUGUGCUUACAUCCAUAUGUGCCUAGGUGUGUAUUGCAGAAGUUGUUGGCUUGCAGUUCUCAGAGCAUUUUUUUUCAGAUCCCUGUACUUGAGUGUAUGUAUGCCUUGAGGUGCAGUUUCAUCUUGAGGAAAAGGCUGUCGUCUGCACUCCUCCCAACGUGUUACAUCGAGGUUCAUGCUGUUGUGCAUUUAAUGGUGACCUGUGUGAUUAAUGUUAGAGAUGCCUUUGGCAGUUCUGAUGGUUUUUUGUUGGCUUUUUUCUUUGACUUCUCCAUAGCAAAGAUGGAAACACAAUCCCAGACCCCAGAAUGCCAGACACAGAUUCAGAAAUGUUGGAGUAUUUAAAAGACUCAUUUCCUCAUGCUUAGGCCAGUCAUAAAUUUUUAAAUAUCUUCCUAAAAGCUGGAAAACAGUUUCUUCCAUAACAAUUUUAUUUCCCUCCACCCCCAUUUAUGUAACUCUGGAUUUCCCCCAGUGUUUCUAAGAUAGCCAGUGUUUGUUUCCUUUUUGCAUGUUAUGCAAACAAACCUCAGAUGAUAUUGGCAGGGUUUUCUGUGACUUUACACGUUGUCAGAGGGUGCAUAACAAUCCUUUUCCUCCACAAAAAUGUCUGUUAAUUUCUUUCACUUUUACAACAAAAAAAAGUCUGCAGAGGACUUCCAGAUUGCAGAGGACCGGCUCUGCUUGCCAGGAGAGGGGAGCUGGUGUGACGGCUGGGUGCUGCGUGGGAGCACGGGGUUAAUCUCGCUCCCCUUCCUGCAGCGAGCCAGGCAGAGCCGCUGCGGGAAGCGAGCUGGCGCCGGCUUCGAGCACCUCCGCACCAGCUCGGGCAGGGCCAGGCUGCAGCCCUGCUCACCCGAGGGAAACGGGGUGGAUGUCGUCCUUCGUGGACCGCCCAGGCCACUUGGGGGUGGCCCCCAUCCAUGCCUCAGCUGUGUGGUGGCAUCCUUACUGUGUUCAUGGGUUACCCAGCAGUCGCUCUAGGUAGGUUUUUGGAAGGUCCCAAAUCUGCACUUAAUUAUUGUUGCAUGAAAGCAGGCUCUAAUGGAAAUACUGGCAAGACUUACACCAACACGCUGACUGGCCCGAGUUUCAGUGCCUCUGCAACUCAGUUGGUCUUACGUGGUGCAAAAUGUAGGACCCAGAGAGUGAAGCCUGCCCAGAAAGUAAAAGGAAGUGAAAUGUUCUUUCUUUGAUAAUUUGGGCUAAGGAAAAACUGAAAAAACAAACAGCUCAAAUGGGGCAAAGUGAAAUAGAAACUGAUAAGGUCUCAUGCUUUUAAGCAGUAAGACGAUAAAAAAAGAAUUUUAGAAGUUCACCUUGAUGGGUUAUCCUUAAUGUGAUUUAAGAGUGACUUAGGUUGAACAACAUUUCAUGCUUCGUAGUGUGUCAGAAAAGCUUAUAAAGCAGGGAAUAGCAAAAAAAGAAGAUAACCGACCCUUGUCUGAAAUCCCCUCCCAAACAUAACUUUAAUUUGAUCUUUGAUCCCAUUGUGGUGCACAAAGCAGUGGAGCUGAUGGAGUCAUACAGGUCACCUGGAAAAACUACAUUGUACUGAAAUGCUGUAACUUGUAAAAUAUAUACUGUGAACAGGUUCAAUUUUUUUUUAGCUUUCACUUUUUAUACCAUAUUUUUUACAGCGUAAAUGAUUUGUUUAGAGAUGUUUCUAUGUUCUGUUUUUACAAAAAUUUUAAUGGACUUUUGUUCAAUACUAGUGAAAGUAUUGUUUGCCAGUUUGCAAUGGUCAUCUAUAGAAGUUAGUUCUGAGAAUAAAAAAUAAAUCAAACUGACAAAAUAGUCAUCCUAACACACUAAAUCUAAUCAGUCAUUUAUCAUACUUAUGUUGCUGAACAGUACUGAAGUUGUCCAGCUUCCAAAUCUGUUGUUGAAAAAGACGUUUCUUUCACGAUUUAAGCAAAAUGAUCACAAGGCACUUUAAUGAGGUAGUAGCAUACCAAGUAAAAUACUGAUUCAACAAAAUGUAUCAGCAAGCAAAUUUAUUAGCUAAGCAAUUAGACAAAUGCAUGCUUGAAAAAGGAAGAGUGGAGUCAUGUUGGGGAAAUAGUAUUCCAGUAUGGCAAGUGACAUGUAAAACUAAACUAACACUAAGAUACCAACUUUGCAUACUUUUUAAACCUAGUUUGCUUGGCUGUUGUAACUCCUGAUGUAUCGCUUUUGUGUGUCUAAAAAAUACGCAUGUAUUUAACAGUUUUGCCAUAGUAUUACUAUGGAAUUUAAUAAAUAUAUUUUCUUACACUCUUA
Messenger RNA from Dromaius novaehollandiae (emu), 11207 nucleotides. Its product is annotated as leukemia inhibitory factor receptor-like. Gene Ontology annotation, cellular component: external side of plasma membrane; membrane; signaling receptor complex. Gene Ontology annotation, molecular function: ciliary neurotrophic factor receptor binding; cytokine binding; oncostatin-M receptor activity. Lineage: Eukaryota; Metazoa; Chordata; Aves; Casuariiformes; Dromaiidae. Gene Ontology annotation, biological process: positive regulation of cell population proliferation; cytokine-mediated signaling pathway. The record is from RefSeq and is a predicted model, not a curated record. Bases 943 to 4221 code for a protein of 1092 amino acids. The transcript has 27 exons.